Molecule: messenger RNA, 6131 nt
Organism: Strongylocentrotus purpuratus (purple sea urchin)
Lineage: Eukaryota; Metazoa; Echinodermata; Echinoidea; Camarodonta; Strongylocentrotidae
Product: enhancer of polycomb homolog 1
Exons: 14
Coding region: 230-2737 (835 amino acids)
Biological process (GO): regulation of transcription by RNA polymerase II
Cellular component (GO): piccolo histone acetyltransferase complex
Source: RefSeq, a predicted model, not a curated record
AUUGUGGGAAGGCUGCGAAUUUUUUGUCCGCCAUGUUGUUAUGUCUAAAGGCGGAAAAUUUAGCGUUAUUUUGCCUUCAUUUGUGAUUUUUAACAUAUUUCUCUAAAUUCUAACUGAAUGAGAGGACGGAUGAUACCACUAUUUCUGACUUCAGCUCGGUGAUUUUGGCCUGCUUGGCCUAUAGAGGCACAUUCUGGCAUUUUUAAGGGAUCGUUGACACUUCGUCAUCAUGAGCAAGCUAAGUUUUCGAGCUCGGGCUCCCGAUCCCGCGAAGCCGAUGCCCAUCUACACAACAGAUGAGCUCCCAGAUUUGCCUGAUUUUUCCACUACUAAUCGGGCAGUUCCUCAAAUGCCCACAGGAAUGGAAAAAGAAGAAGAAUCGGAGCAUCAUUUGCAAAGAGCCAUUUCAGCACAACAAGUGUAUGGCUCCGCAAAUCAUCUUGUUAUUCCAACCCCUGAGGUUCUCUCCAACCAGGAACUGUAUGAAAAUCUGUAUGAGGCAUCGUACAAGCAAAACAGACAGUACAUUCAUGUACAGCCCCUUAGCAUGGAGCAGGACAUUCCAGACUAUGAUAUGGACUCAGGGGAUGAGAGAUGGUUGAAUGAAGAGGCGAAACUCUUCACAGACAUCACACCUAUCAAGUUUGAGAUUAUGAUGGACAGGCUAGAGAAGGGCAGUGGUCAGAGGGUAAUGAAUCUGAAGGAUGCCAAGGCUCUUCUGAAAGAGGAUGAUGAUCUCAUCAUAGCAGUCUAUGACUACUGGCUCAACAAGAGAGUCGGAGUGGGUCAUUCACUGAUACCAGAGGUCAAGCAAGAGAAGCGUGAUGGCUCCACCAGUAACAACCCCUAUGUAGCUUUCAGAAGACGGACGGAGAAGAUGCAGACAAGAAAGAAUCGCAAGAACGAUGAGGUGUCUUACGAGAAGAUGCUCAAACUCAAGCGAGACCUUUCAAAGGCAGUAACACUCUUGGAAAUGGUGAAGCGGAGAGAGAAGAGUAAAAGAGAAAAUCUUCACUUAACAAUAGAAAUAUUUGAAAAGAGGUAUCAAAUGGAUGAUUUCUCAGGGACCAUUUUUGCUGAGUGUGAGGAGCUUAGCAAGAAGCAGCCUUCAUUUACGAUACCUGCUAUACCUAACGGCAACCAGUACAGUUCGUGGGGUGCCAAGGAUGAGAAUCUAGUGAAGAAGAAGAGGGAAUACAAGAAGAGAAAGCACAAAACCUCUUCAGACAAACCUCGUCAAUCAUCAUCCAGUCCUAGAGACAGGCAUGUUGAGUCGCGGAUAUCGGAUGAAGAUACAACGGUUACACAACCUUCAAAAGUGCAAUCAUUAUCAGAUCAAGAAGAGGAGAAUGAUCCUGAUGGUAUCUAUGCAUUCAGAAGAAAGAAGGGUUGCAAUUAUCAUGCACCUAACCCAGAGCUGGUCUGUGGGUGGCCAUGGUCGGAGGGUCAACACAAGGGUCUCAUGGAGAGAAGGUACCGCUACUGUUGCACUUCUAUACGAAGGCCUAGGAAGUGUAUUGGCUUCGGCAGGAGGAGAAUCGGUAGAGGCGGGAGGAUAAUCUUAGACCGUGCAAGAACGAUGUGGGAUGACGAACUAGACGAUGUUGACGAGCAUAUGUAUCCAAGAAGUCCAUCACCUGUAUCGUCAUCGGAUGAAGAGGACUAUCCUGUGUCACCUGUAGAUCCAAGACCCUCACAAACCAGUCUUCCACUUAGUCAACUCCUUGAAGAAAUCAAGGCAAAGAGAAUAUCACACUUCAGACCAAAGACACCCCCACCCAGCAAAGAAAGUCAGUCAUUCUCAACGUACCCCUCCUCUUCAUCCUUCCAUCAAUCAUCAUCAUCACUCUAUCCUUCCUUGCUGUCAGAAUCUAUCUACAUGAGCUUCCCAGAGAGACCUACCACAUUAAGCCACGCUACUUCACUCUGCACCCCUACUCUCGAUACUGCCUCCACCUCCGCAUUCCUAGACCCCUCUCUAGAGGAGGACAUUAUAGUGGACGUGUCGGAUACACCAGCAACGGUCAUGUCUACUUUAGAACUCAACAGUGAGGGGUUGGAGAGUGUGUCCGAUACGCUGGACAUUCAGUCCAUGGAAGUGGACGUCGUGGGUCAGGAUGGUACGCCCCCUGACCUCAAUGUGUCAUUCACGUCGCUACCGAGGUCAAAGUUCAGUUUGGAACCUAGCGUGGUGAAAGUUUUAUCUCAGGAAAGAACUGCUGGUGUUCCCUUGGCAAAAGGAUCUGUGCCAAAUCAUGUACAAGUUGAAGACACAAACAAUGUAGAGACCGAUACUAAACUUAAAGCACCACAAGGCCAUUCCACUGCCCCUGCAGACACAGUACUACAGCUUAAUUUCCCCUUACCACCACCAUCGGGCAACAAAGCAUCUUCGCUUCUAGCCUCCCUCUCACAAUCGUCGCGCCUCAAUGACAUCAGUCAGGACAAAUCACGCACAAACUCUCUCUCCGACUCCUGUAACAGUCUCUUAUCCAGUACUAAUAAAAAUUCUCAAGAUGACAAGACGAUAAAGAGGGAGGGUUCGUCAUUGCUUAGUAAGGACUCCAGUCAGAGCAGUGGAGUUAGCUCGUCAGCAAGCAGUCUCUUAUCCAUGGGAGUCAAGAGAGUCAAGAAUCCAGGCAAUGAUGUAGAUGCUAAGGCAAAGGAGAACCAUGAGGAAAAUGCAGCCAUUAAUCAAAUACCUAGUAACAAAUCGGUUCCUAUGGAGGUCACGUGAAGAAGGUCAUCAUCGCCCGAGGGCAUGAGUGCAAAGACGAACAACAUCGUAGCAGGGGUGAUUCCCCAUCUGCUAGAGGUCGUAUGAUAAUGAGCAUUGUACAUGUAGCUGAGUGGAGUAGUCGCGGUAGAGAUUGAGAGAGAGAGAGAGAGGUGUUUAAUGGAAUAGCUUUUGUGAGGUGUUGUGAAUGAAAAGGUUUUUGAUGUAUCAAGUUAUCAUACAAAUGAUCUAUCCUAGCUAGCUACUUCUCUGCUAAUUCUCCGCUGCUUCACGGGAGAAGGAAUAUAGGACGAUUCCAUCCUUAAAAAUAAACUAUGAUAUGCAAGUUAAUGAAUUUAUUCAACUUAUUAAAAUGAGAAAAUAUUAAGUAUGAAAUAAUAUACAAUUGUUGGUCCAUCUAGUUUUAUUUUGAUUUGUAAAUAAAGAAUAAUCUUGUGGUUAUGAUACAAAACAUUUUGAAAAAAACAAAAAUAAAAAACAAACAAUUGCCCUGAAUCCAGACAUUGUCUAGUUUCUUGCUGCACAGUCACUCAUAUUUUCUCCUCAAUAGUGUGUUUGAACUACUGCAAGACCAAAGUCUGUAGAUGGGAUAAAGUACUCCUGCAGUGGUUUCUAAGAGUCUUGGAUAGUAUCUUGGCAUUCUUGUCAAAUGGGAAAUGUAUUCAUCUUACUUAAAGAGCCGUAGAUUAAUUAGUGAUGAAGUGAAUUAACUAAGUGUCUGUAUUAUCAAAGGGAAAGGGAAUAAGGUACAAAAUUGGUUUUAUCACACAAUCUUUUGUGAAUGUAACAGUUGGUAUUUUCUGAAUUUCUAUCAGGAGCUGGAGAUUUUCCAGUAAUAGAAGUUUUUUUUUUACUGAUAAAUGUGUGUUGCAAAUGAAAGUCUGCAAGGAUUUCUCUCUUGUGGGAUAUAUAACGUACUACAUUUACACAUGCUUGUCCAAUAUGUCAUACAGGAAAAUCAAUAUCUUACGACACUUCUGCUUUCAUAGCAAGGCAAAAAUCAUUUUACAGGUAAUAUCAAGGGAGUGGGUGUUAUAUCCACACAUCAUGUAAAACCUUAAUCUUACUGAUAAAAUGGUUUCCAUAGAAACUGUAGAGUGUUGAAAGAGAGAUGAAAUGGAACUGGUCAACACUGUAUUUUAUGUCAAUGUUGAACUCAUUUUAAGGCUUGUUGUAUAAAAACAUUUUGGCUCAGGUAUGUAGUUACUUGGUGUAAAAAAACAACCUUUAUGUGCCUAGUUAAUGCUGGUCUUUAUUCUUUCUUGUGGUUAGCUGUUAAUUCAUCACAUUCCAUGAACAUAAGUAUGGGCUGGAUACCCAAGUGAAUAAACCAAGACAUCUUGAGGAUUUCACACUGAUUAUGUCGACUGAAAGAAUUACAUGUAGUUGUCAGUCUGUUGAGAGUCAGAAGGGCACUUUCUCAUACUAUCUUACACAGAUUGAAUGCCCUUUUGGCCCUCAACGGCUGAAGUAGCAGUCUCAAGAUUUGAAUUGUGUCAUGAGCCAUCAAGGAGGUACCAGGUGGCUCGGUCACUUCUCUUCUCUUCAUCACAAUGUUCAUUUUCCCAUCAUUAAUGCUUUUGAACUUUCUCAGAUGGAUGUCAAUUGAAUUCAUUGUGUGUAGCAUAUUUCUCUGCCUAUAAAAAAUAGUUGUUUACAAAUCUCUAACUUUUCUCUCAUUUGACUCCAUAGUCCAUAUACCUUCCGGAUGGUAGACAUCGAUUUGAAUUUGAUCAGUCACAAAUUCCGAGGCAUGGUUGAAUGUAAUUGUUUGCAUUUUGAUAUCCCCUCCAUUUCUUAAAAAUAAGGUUUCAACCCUGUUUGCUUGGUCAAUAUCAUGGCAAAUGUUUGGGACAUUAGUGAUGACUCAAGAUUGGUAUGAAAUCAAUGUGUUGAACAGUGUGUGCUUAGAGUAAUAUCUCCUUCAAUGUAAAUGUUUUCAAAUGUGCAGUGAAUUUAGUCCAUAAUAUGACAUGCAAGAUAGGCUGCCCCGCUUUUAUAUCAAUGUAUAGGGUUACUGUAUUGUUAUAGAUACGGUAGACUGAUUAUCGAAGCUCAAGUAAUUUGAAAGAAACUGAAGUAGAUUUCAAAGCUUUUGAUAUUUUAAUAAUUGUAUCCCCAUAUGUCAGGAGCAUUUAAAAUGGUAUAUUAAAACAUGCUUUAUUUAUAGAAAAAGAAACAUGUGAUUUUCAUUAAGGUUGCAGUUUUUAUGAAAUUGUCAGUGUGAUACACAUAUGACUUAAACACACAAGCCGGGUCAAUUUUAUAGCAAUGUACAAACUACGAGGAAUUUUAAAUGUACAAUAACCACUAGGAAAAAUUCAUAGUUACGGAAGAAGUGUUUUUUUUCAUGGAAAUAAAUGAAUGGCCCAAAACAAUAACAAACAAAAAACAAAACCGAUACAGGGGAAAAAUAUGUGUGAUGAGUUCAUGGUUUUGGGUGACAUGACAAAUUUCUCUGAAGAGUAAAUGCCCAUAUAAAUGUGACAUCUCCCUUUCAUCCUCACUUAGGUUAUACCUUGGGUUUAUUUUCAUUGUCAGUUCUAUUACUCUGAAUGUGAAUAUAUGGAAAAACAAAAAUACCAAAAAAUAUAUGUUGGUAAAGCAAAUGCCCUUUUAAUUGAAGUUUUUCUACUAACAUGUUUGUAACAAACUUACUAUGAUGUCUUGUAUUUGGCACUAUAAAGCAAUAGAUGAAGUCCUAAAAAUAUGUUUGUGUGUAGUUUUAGUAGCACAUGUUUGCUACAAAUGUGGAAGUUAAUGCAGUAACAAACAUCUUACAUUUAGCAAUACAAUUGCAGAAGGGUUGGCCCUUUUGAAGGAAAAGUAAAGGAUGGAAAAAGUACUUUUGAAAUAUUCUGGGUUUUAAAAGGGGGAAAAAAUACAAUGCUUUUGCAGCUAAAGCCAAUUAUUGGUAUCCAGCAAAGGUACCUAGCUAUUAUAAUUCAGUAACUAUUCUGUUAUCUCUAAAAAAUGUAUGGCAUCCUUUAAAAAAGCAUGACGAAACUUAUGUGCACACUAAAUAUGGAUGUACUGUAAAGGUGGUUGGCUGUAGUGAAAUAUUCAUUUGCUUUAAUAUCAGCAGACAUUAACUGUAGCAAUAUGGUAGUAAAAACAGCUAUGUAAAUGUUUUCAUAUAAUUUGUAUUCCUAACAAAAAAAUAGUUCUUGCUACCAUGUUGUCGGGGCUAAAUGAAUAUCGUUAAAGCUUCUGACCCGUGUGUCCUUGGCAUAUUGUAUGGAAUCAAGUUUUUGACUGUUUAAAUUAAAUAAAUGGGAGAACUGGAUUUCCAGGAAAAAAUAUAUAUUUUCAGUGAAUCUUGAAACACUGUGAACCUAAUAUUCAAAUGAAUUAAAACAAAGUGAAGAAUUGGCACUUGAAAUUGAAAAAAUGA